AUGGAGGAUACAAAUAACACCACAGGAGUGUAUUUCAUUCUUCUAGGUCUCUUUAACCGCACACAAACCCACCAGUUCCUCUUUUCUAUGGUGCUCAUAAUCUUCUUUACCUCACUGAUGGGAAAUGGCCUUAUGAUUCUACUGAUCCAUGCGGACCCACGGCUUCACACACCCAUGUACUUCUUGCUUAGCCAGCUUUCCUUCAUGGACAUGAUGUUGGUGUCCACUAUCGUUCCCAAAAUGGCAGCCAACUAUCUGAUGGAUACUAAAUCUAUCUCUCCCAUUGGCUGUGGAGCUCAGAUCUUCCUUUUCCUCACUCUUGGAGGGGGUGAGUGCUUCCUCUUAGCAGCUAUGUCCUAUGACCGUUAUGUGGCCGUAUGUCACCCACUACGCUACCCCAUUCUCAUGAGCCAGAGGCUUUGCCUACUCAUGACAGUAGGUUCCUGGCUUUUUGGAGGAAUUGAUGGGCUAAUGCAGGCUGGUGCUACACUGAGUUUCCCUUACUGUCACUCAAAGGAAAUUAAUCAUUUCUUUUGUGAGGCACCAUCAUUGGUGCGUCUUGCCUGUGCUGAUACUACAAUUUUUGAGUUUUUCAUGUAUAUCUGCUGCAUCCUGAUGCUUUUGAUCCCUUUAUCUCUCAUUUUGACCUCAUAUAGCCUAAUCCUGGUGGCAGUGCUCCACAUGCAGUCAGCUGCAGCCCGGAAGAAAGCGUUUACAACCUGCUCCUCUCACCUAGCGGUCGUGGGACUCUUCUAUGGCACCCUCAUGUUCAUCUACAUGAGGCCCAAAUCUUACCGUUCAGUUGACCACGACAAGGUGGUAUCAGCUUUUUAUACUAUAUUUACCCCUGUCUUGAACCCCCUUAUAUACAGCGUAAGAAAUAAGGAAGUGAAGGGAGCCUUGAGAAGGUGGCUGGUAAAAAGUUUUAUGUGUUACAAACUUUGA
Messenger RNA from Elephantulus edwardii (Cape elephant shrew), 945 nucleotides. RefSeq names its product olfactory receptor 2T33-like. The transcript has a single exon. NCBI's taxonomy places the organism in Eukaryota, Metazoa, Chordata, Mammalia, Macroscelidea, Macroscelididae. Bases 1 to 945 code for a protein of 314 amino acids. Gene Ontology annotation, biological process: G protein-coupled receptor signaling pathway. Gene Ontology annotation, cellular component: membrane. The record is from RefSeq and is a predicted model, not a curated record. Gene Ontology annotation, molecular function: olfactory receptor activity; G protein-coupled receptor activity.